Molecule: messenger RNA, 690 nt
Organism: Lactuca virosa
Lineage: Eukaryota; Viridiplantae; Streptophyta; Magnoliopsida; Asterales; Asteraceae
Source: the annotation of a GenBank genome assembly
AUGAGAGCCCGAUGCAUUCGAUUGAAUCCGGACCAUAACUGUAAUUUACUCAUAUUUUCAAUCGCCGAUCUCAUUCCUCAUUCCACAAACGGUUUAUCUCGAUCGUCUUCAUCAUCGUCUGAUUUGCUUUGUUCGUUCGCCGCUGCUCCGUCAACCGGUCGAUUUUUCUCGAUCGUCUUCAUCCCUACCAGGAGGCAAUUCCGGUCCGAUAAUCUGCCUGCGGUGGGAAGCAGCUUCUUUGAGUUUCUUUCUUUGAAGUCUCUUCCUCUGAGCUCUUGUCAAUCUAAUGGAUAUUCUUCAAAAGAAUUGCCAUGGCUUCCUGAUAUAGUUAAAGAUUUUGUUCUUCCUGCUGGCUUCCCUGGAUCUGUUUCAGAUGAUUACUUGGAAUACAUGCAUGUCAAUCUAAAUCAAGCCAGUACUUCUGAUUGGGCAGUUGGUUUAGACUAUUCUUCUGGAACCACAGCUGCAGCUUCUGCUGCUGCCAUCAGAUGGGUGUCAAAAGAUGGAAUUGGUGCCAUUGGACGUUUUUUCAUUGGUGGAAGAUUUGGAAAUCUUUUUGAUGAUGAUCCAAAACAAUGGCGCAUGUAUGCAGACUUCAUUGGAAGUGCUGGAAGCAUCUUUGAUCUCACUACACCUCUCUAUCCUGCAUAUUUCCUCCCACUAGCAUCUUUAGGGAAUCUUGCAAAGUAA